This is a messenger RNA of Aspergillus aculeatinus CBS 121060, 1198 nucleotides long. RefSeq lists its product as uncharacterized. The record is from RefSeq and is a predicted model, not a curated record. The transcript is spliced from 2 exons. Bases 260 to 1198 code for a protein of 312 amino acids. NCBI's taxonomy places the organism in Eukaryota, Fungi, Ascomycota, Eurotiomycetes, Eurotiales, Aspergillaceae.
CUCCUCUAAUCCUUCCCUCUUCUUCGAAUCCUUCUUUAAUCCCUGCAGAACUCUUUUUUUUUUCUCGUGUUGGCUUCGUGUUCAGGAACAUGGAGUGGUCGCAUGAGCGGCGCGGUAUAGACGAGAGAGCAUCAUAACCCUAUCUUCUUCACACCUGACUCCGUCUUCUUCAUCACCACCACGACACCUCACCCCUCAGACAGCCGGGGCACCAGCAUUCCACCACCAUGCGCAAACCCUCCCGUCCUCUCGUCGACCGAUGAAACACACCCCGGACUGGAAUGCAAUGUCCGCCUUCGACCGCGCCACCCACAAUGGAGGCAGCUUCAGCGCCGUGACGCCGGGCGACACGGUGCAGAAAUACGUGAUCAGCGCCUUCUCGGCGAUCACCUGGUACAACGCGAUCGAGCUGGUGAUCUUAUGCCUGACGACCUUCCACUCGUACCGGGGCUGCUACUUCUGGAGUCUGUUCGUGACCAGCUUCAGCCUGAUCCCGCACGUGCUGGGGUACACGCUGUUCCUGUUCGCGCCGGAGGUGUCGCGGUACAUCUCGGUGACGCUGAUCGUGCUGACGUGGUACUGCAUGGUGACGGGCCACUCGCUGGUGCUGUGGUCGCGGCUGCACCUGGUGCUGCAGCGGCCGAAGCUGCUGACCUGGACCCUGGGGGCGAUCGUGCUCGACGCGGCCCUCUUCCAGCUCCCGACCACCGUGCUGCUGUACGGGGCGCUGGGCGGCGCCCCGCGCUGGCAGGCCGGCUACAACGCCAUGGAGCGCAUCCAGCUCGUCGCCUUCUGCGUCCAGGAGGCCCUCCUCUCCGGCAUCUACGUCUACGAGACCAUCAAGAUGCUGCGCCUGCGGCCCGAGCGCCCCCGCCGCCUAAUCCUCGCCCAGCUGCUCGUCAUCAACAUCGUCAUCCUCGUCCUGGAUCUCGCCGUCGUCGCCAUCGAGUAUGCCGGCUACUACGCCCUGCAGGUCAUGUUCAAGCCCGUCGCGUACAGCAUCAAGCUGAAGCUGGAGUAUGCCAUCUUGGGCCGCUUGGUGCAGAUCGCCAAGGGCCCGAGUCUCAACGACGCCGAUCCGUUGUCGAAUACCAGUGCGACCAACGGCGACCACGGGCACGAUGACCACCGUGGUCAGGCAGGUGGAGUCGGAGGGGUCCGGCUUGCAGGGGCGCAGUCCGGUCAGGUCGCGGAAUAG